Messenger RNA from Penaeus monodon (black tiger shrimp), 1134 nucleotides. RefSeq lists its product as uncharacterized. The coding region runs from base 1 to 1134 and encodes 377 amino acids. Gene Ontology annotation, biological process: extracellular matrix organization. Gene Ontology annotation, cellular component: extracellular matrix. NCBI's taxonomy places the organism in Eukaryota, Metazoa, Arthropoda, Malacostraca, Decapoda, Penaeidae. The record is from RefSeq and is a predicted model, not a curated record. The transcript is spliced from 3 exons.
AUGCAGUUGAUGAAAUAUGACUGCAGUAACUGUCACAUCAACGAACUGCACCCCUCGCGUAAGGCACGGCCAACUAUAUGCAAAUCUUGGGAGUUUAAGAACAAAUCCUAUCAACACAUUCUCCAUCAGAAUAAAUCCUCCAGCAUCAGAAAAAAUCCUAUCAAUGCAUUCUCCAGCAUCAGAAAAAAUCCUAUCAAUGCAUUCUCCAGCAUCAGAACAAAUCCUGCUAAUACAUUCUCUAACAUCAAAAUAAAUCCUGUUAAUACAUUCUCCAACAACAGAAUAAAUCCUACUCAUACAUUCUCCAACACCAGAACAAAACCUACCAAUAACUUCUCCAACACCAGAACAAACCCUACCAGUAACUCCUCCAACACCAGAAUAAAUCCUACUAAUACAUUCUCCAACACCAGAACAAACCCUACCAAUACAUUCUCCAACACCAGAAUAAAUCCUACUAAUACAUUCUCCAACACCAGAAUAAAUCCUACUAAUACAUUCUCCAACACCAGAACAAACCCUACCAAUACAUUCUCCAACACCAGAAUAAAUCCUACUAAUACAUUCUCCAACACCAGAAUAAAUCCUACUAAUACAUUCUCCAACACCAGAAUAAAUCCUACUAAUACAUUCUCCAACACCAGAAUAAAUCCUACUAAUACAUUCUCCAACACCAGAAUAAAUCCUACUCAUACAUUCUCCAACACCAGAACAAAACCUACCAAUACAUUCUCCAACAACAGAAUAAAUCCUACUCAUACAUUCUCCAACACCAGAACAAACCCUACUAAUACAUUCUCCAACACCAGAAUAAAUCCUACUAAUAACUUCUCCAACACCAGAACAAACCCUACCAGUAACUCCUCCAACACCAGAAUAAAUCCUACUAAUACAUUCUCCAACACCAGAAUAAAUCCUACUAAUACAUUCUCCAACACCAGAAUAAAUCCUACUAAUACAUUCUCCAACACCAGGAUAAAUCCUACUAAUACAUUCUCCAACACCAGAAUAAAUCCUACUAAUACAUUCUCCAACACCAGAAUAAGACCCACCCUCGAGAGGAAGACUUUCAACCGCGAACCACUUAUCCCUUCGUGCUGGUUCUCCCACACUCUCUCGUCACACAGCCACUGA